ACCAGCAAUAACAAGUGUGUUAAAGUGGAACUAUUAUUUUGUAAAAGUGAACUACCAAUUCCGUGAACUACGGUUUAGAAGAACUACUUCAGGCGGCCACUGGCGGGAAUUCAAGGGAUUUUCUUUUCUAGACAAUUGUGGUAUUAUGUCCCUGUAGGUAGACAACACACAUUACCCAAAACGAUGGGCUUUUUAUUCAAAUCAAACUGAAGUGACACUCUCAUUAUCUGUCCCUGACCACACCGCUGCAUUUUUUCCCAAUGUCAAGGGUAACCUCACAGCUAUAACAUGGGCGCACGCAGUAAAUUCGCAAGCUCUUCUCCAAACUGCUUUAAACGGUUCCGUAAUGAUGUUGGAAGCAGAUGUGAUAAUUGGCACCCUCAACAAUGAACCGGAUCCAAUUCCAAUUAUGGGUCAUCCUCCAGCAAACAAUUCGGAUCUUUCCUUAGAAAUGUUUCUGCAAGCAGUCCAAAAUAACAACAUGAACUCCAGCGCGCCGAAGGGAAUCAAAUUAGAUUUCAAGUCGAUCGAAGCCGUAGAAAAGUCUUCGCCGAUUAUUGGAAAAAUGUACCCGGCGAUCACUUUCCCAUUAUGGCUCAACGCGGAUAUACUUCCAGGUCCUUUAAACACUGUCGACCCACCUGUUGACGCGGCGCGUUUUUUAAAAGUUGCCGAAACGUUCGCGAACGCUACCCUCUCCAUUGGCUGGAAAACUCUCUAUGGAGGACCUGCAAAUAUAACCAACGCGUCUUAUACUGAUCAGCAAAUAGAAGAAAUGAUCAAUGUUAUUCGUUUUCACAAUGUUACACAGCCAAUCACGUUUCCGGUACGAGCAGGAAUUGCAGCGCAAAGUUUAGAACAACUGGACAAAAUUGUCAAGAGCGUCAAUGAUUCUACCUUAACUCUGUGGAAUGGCAAUGGCGAUUACGUUGACAUUCCAACUUUGCGUGAGCUUAUUUUUAGAUUGGGUGUAAAUAAGGUUUACGUCGAUCUGCCUGAUGAUUUAAAAAUGAGCUUGCAUUUAGAUCAGAACGGCAGUGUCAGUAAUUUAGCUUCAAUUACUGUAUUAGCUUUCAUUUUAUCUUUGCUUGUAACAUUAAUGUAGUUCCUCAACAAUGUUUUAUUUAUUGCACUUGACAGAGUCGAUUAAAAUAUGUGUACUAUGUAGAUAUCCCGCACUGAGAUGUUUUCAUUACUACAGUACAGUCUGGUACAACGUAGCAUUUAUCUCCAGGUUAGGCUGGGAGAAUUUUUGAAUAAAGUGAUUAUUCUUCA
This is a messenger RNA of Photinus pyralis (common eastern firefly), 1275 nucleotides long. Its product is annotated as protein FAM151B. The transcript is spliced from 4 exons. The coding region runs from base 347 to 1105 and encodes 252 amino acids. Lineage: Eukaryota; Metazoa; Arthropoda; Insecta; Coleoptera; Lampyridae. The record is from RefSeq and is a predicted model, not a curated record.